Messenger RNA from Nomia melanderi (Alkali bee), 2401 nucleotides. RefSeq names its product Sarcoplasmic calcium-binding protein 2 (gene Scp2). Gene Ontology annotation, molecular function: calcium ion binding. The record is from RefSeq and is a predicted model, not a curated record. NCBI's taxonomy places the organism in Eukaryota, Metazoa, Arthropoda, Insecta, Hymenoptera, Halictidae.
ACCGGAGCCCGCUGCGCGCACUUUGUGCUUCAUCUGUCCGUCAUUCACGUCGCACGCUCGUUGUAUCGCCAGUGAUCCGUUCCGCUUCUGCGAUUUAAUCCGCCCCGAACGUGCUCCGCCGGAAGCAUCAGCCCGCGGCACUACCCCCGACCGCACGGAAGAAAAAGGGAAACAGGAAGCUCGCAGGCUCAGCCAAAUCGACAAAAUGCCACUCUCGGAGUUCCGCAAGAAGAAGCUCCUCUACAUUUUCAACACCUUCUUCGAUUGCAAUCAAAGCGGCGCGAUCGAUAAGAAGGAUUUAGACCUCGCCGUGCAACGAAUCAGCGAGUGUAGAGGCUGGACUGCUGACAAUCCCAAAGUUCAAAGCACAAAGGACAAUUUGCUCAAAAUGUGGGAUGGUUUGAGGCAAAGAGCCGAUGCGGAUCAAGAUGGCCAGGUCAGUCGAGAAGAGUGGUAUUCAUUGUGGGAAGAAUAUGCGAACGAUCCGUCGAAUCCAUCCGAAUGGCAGGAAACAUACAUGACUUUGAUGUUCCAGUUGUUUGACGCAUCUGGUGACAAAUCCAUCGACGAGAACGAGUUCUGCAACGUCUGCAGAUACCACGGGGUCACGGAAUCCGAGGCCAGGGAGGCGUUCAAAAAAUUAGGAGUCGGUCAGGAAAUAACAUGGGAGAAAUUCACCAACCUCUGGAAGCAAUAUUUCUCCUCGGACGAGCCGACCACACCCGGAAACUUUAUUUUCGGGAAAACUUCCUUCUAACUCGUUGUCCCCGCGGAACCGAGAGACGUAUAUUACCGUUUCCUUGCGUCGCAUUGUAUCGUCCAUGUCUCUGAUUUCUCGUGGUCAAUUCGCCCGCCUCGUAAAACGGCCCAGUCGGAUGUUCUUCUUGUUUGACAACGAAACAGAACGGGGGGGAAAUGGAAUAGAACUAGCAGACGGUUAAUUUGAGUCCCAUCAGAAGAAGCGGCCGCUACGGUUCAUUUGACGCGGCGCCAUUUCCGUUACUCUCGGCGUGUAAAUAAUCGUCCACGUGGACGAUCAAAUGGAUAACCAUCGUGGAUCCUGGGAUCCACGACGAGCGACCGGUGUUCGUUCGAGCAAAGUCGUUUCCCGCGAAAAUCGUUUCCUGCGCAAAAUUCCGUGCGCGCCGCACUUGGACAGCUGGCGGCUGACAAACCGUAUUCUUCGCUGUGUAAUGUUUGUAUCCACAAUUUAAAUGUAAGAGAACGAAACUGUAAUUGAACGUUGACCCAGUCUCUCUCCCACCAGUCACCGUUCGCUACCUUCGAUCGGAAAUUAUCCGGACGAUGAGUUCAAUUAGCGAAUCGCGUUUCCCUCCAGGUCUGCGGCCCGCCAGGCGGUAUUUUCAGGGAUUAAAGUAAACUUGUUCAGGGUGAAGAGCAUCAUACGCAACCGUAUAGAUUCAGAAUUGUUGUGUCGCGUCGAACGGCGGACGUGAAAAGAAUAUUAGAAAGGAAAGAGUGAUCAAUGUUGGACGGUACUGCGAAUGGUAACCUCGUGUAAUCAUCGGCACGGUGUCCGAUUCAAAGCUUCAGGCGAGUCGUCGGCUUAAUUAAUUCCGCGCGAGCCAUCACGGUCGGGGUGUUAUCAUAUUUUAAACGAGUUGUCGGUAUUGCCCUAAAUGUGUCUUGCGUAGACAUUCUAUAUGCUGUUAUACUGAGAAGUAAAAGGAACAUACGUAUAUAUAAAUAUAUAUACCUACAGGAGUAUAAAUAUAAAUAUAAAUACAAAUAUAAAUAAAGAUAUAAAUAAAAGUAUAAAUAUAAAUAUAAAAAAUAACAGAGUUUACAAGAAAUUACAAUUACAGAAGUUUAUAAAUCCUUAAUCGGUGUUGACUCGGAAAGCCAGUCGAAGGAUUAAGUGCCAGUUACGUAUUUGAAUUUUAAUCCGUUUAGCUGUCUGUUACUCGACUUUUCAAUGAGAUUCUUAGAGACGAUACGUAUUCGAAAUGCAACAGGGAAUGUGUCUUAAAUAAAAAAUAUGUGGUUGGACGACUUUACGGGCAAUGUACGUUUUGAUCAAGAGAAAAUGAAGGAGAUGAGGAGAGGAGGAGCUUCUUGGAUAGCACGCCAUGUUGAAUUCUAAAUUAUGUUUAAUUUACCGUUUAGUCGAUAUUCAAUUCUUGUUUAUGUUUUGCGUAAAAGAAAGCGUUUCCUGUCUUGUUGUCGAUGUUCUGUUUACUAUUUGUUUGCUCGGUGCGAUCAUUAAGAAUUUAAGAAAUAUGGCCGCCGCAUGUUUAAAUACGAAAGAGAGGAAGAUUUAUUUCUACCAUUCGGAACUUCAUUCUGCUUCGAGGUAUCGAACAAUAACGUCGUUGUCGCGAUUUAACAUAGUGUGUCAUGUAACUCUGAGUGUACAAUAAAAGGAAAUUGAAAGCAUUAA